Messenger RNA from Lytechinus pictus (painted urchin), 3420 nucleotides. RefSeq lists its product as uncharacterized. The record is from RefSeq and is a predicted model, not a curated record. NCBI's taxonomy places the organism in Eukaryota, Metazoa, Echinodermata, Echinoidea, Temnopleuroida, Toxopneustidae. The coding region runs from base 374 to 739 and encodes 121 amino acids. The transcript is spliced from 12 exons.
GCAGAUUUGGUAUGCAUUCUGGACGAUUUACGGUACUUUAGAUUUGUACAUGUACUGUACGUUCGUACGUACUACGUGUGCAUGCAUCGAAUCAGGGACAACUCGGAGUUGUUACUUUGAAGUUUGAACAGGGAGGUGCUUUGAAUAAUUUGACUGUGUUUGAAGGUGUGGAAUCUGUGACUUGGACCUGGAAGGCUGACGGUGUUCAUACAAAAUCUCUGAUCCAGGGUGCUAUCUGCCAUUUGGACUGAAGAAAGUUUUUGGAGUGACAGGCGCUAUCUCCAGUGUAACAGUUGCUGUAUCUGGAGGAAGAAAAGUGUCGAGAGUAUACGAGCUUCUUGUGGAUCAAGGUGAUGAAGAGUGCAUUACUGACAUGCCAAACCAAUCAACCAAGAAAAGGGACGGAAGAAAAUGUACCAGAUCAAAGAAGAGAUCAAGGAUUUGCGAAUGUACAGAGUUCAUGCUGGUGGCAAGAAAAAAGAACAAGGUAAAGCAAGGAACAAGAAAGACAAGAACAACUAAAGAAGAUAAAACGUCAAAGAGAACCUUGCCAUGUCCAUCAAAUCAGGCUGAUGUUAAAAUGAAGCAUGUGUUCAAGAAGUGUAGAUCCAAAUGGCAGUUAGAAGAAGAAAUUUAUGAAGUAGUGGAUAAGUCUCCUGAAACAUUUCAAGAUCAUGUUGACCCAAAGGGAAAAAAACGUAGGCUUACGCUGGAGACUGAAGCAGUCGAGGUUUCCUGAUUUGUAAUGGACACAGUGUUGUACUUCGUACUCAAAGCUGGCAAGGUGUGUACAAGCAUUGCAUGAGUUAACUUCUUCAAUAGACUGCAAAGCACAACGUUGCAAAGCUCACUUCUAGAACCCUAGUCACCAAUGACAGUGCACCACCAUAUUCCUUUGCUCACCAGUUGAAACAAACUACCGCCCUCGAGUCAGAAGGCUGUCCUCAUCGUCCAACACACAGCGGUAACAUCACCCCAGGACUUCAGCCCUCCGGUGAUACCUGGUUCAGCGAAGACUAGGCCUUGGGGAGUGUUUACGGCUCUGUCACCAAAACAGCAUUGUGGCAGAAGUAUGGAACACCAGCAUAUACAUGUAAUGUAUCGGGACCUUUACAGGAUAACUUCUUCAAUAGACUGCAAAGCGCAACGUUGCAAAGCUCACUUCUAGAACCCUAGUCACCAAUGACAGUGCACCACCAUAUCCCUUUGCUCACCAGUUCAAACAAACUACCACCCUCGAGUCAGAAGGCUGUCCUCAUCGUCCAACACACAGCGGUAACAUCACCCCAGGACUUCAGCCCUCCGGUGAUACCUGGUUCAGCAAAGACUAGGCCUUGGGGAGUGUUUACGGCUCUGUCAUCAUAACAGCAUUGUGGCAGAAGUAUGGAACACCAGCGUAUACAUGUUAACUUCUUCAGAUGACUGCAAAGCGCAACGUUACAAAGCUCACUUCUACAACCCUAGUCACCACUGACAGUGCACCACCAUAUCCCUUUGCUCACCAGUUGAAACAAACUACCGCCCUCGAGUCAGAAGGCUGUCCUCAUCAUCCAACACACAGCGGUAACAUCACCCAAGGACUUCAGCCCUCCGGUGAUACCUGGUUCAGCAAAGACUAGGCCUUUGGGGGGUUUUUACGGCUCUGUCAUCAUAACAGCAUUGUGGCAGAAGAAUGGAACACCACCAUAUACAGGAUAACUUCUUCAGAUGACUGCAAAGCGCAACGUUGCAAAGCUCACUUCUACAACCCUAGUCACCAAUGACAGUGCACCACCAUAUCCCUAUGCUCACCAGUUCAAACAAACUACCGCCCUCGAGUCAGAAGGCUGUCCUCAUCGUCCAACACACAACGGUAACAUCACCCCAGGACUUCAGCCCUCCGGUGAUACCUCGUUCAGCGAAGACUAGGCCUUGGGGAGUGUUUACAGCUCUGUCAUAACAGCAUUGUGGCAGAAGUAGCCUCGAUCUCGACCAAGACAUUUUGAAUGCCACUCUGUAUGGCUCGGCAUACUUUUUUUUUUUAUUCAUACUAACGUGUGUUCAUGUCCAUUUUUCCACCUCUGACUUACAUUUAUUUUCUGAUACCAUGUUUCUGUGUGAUUUUAGUCUUAUUUUUACUGGUAUGACAAUGUAAACAUAUACUUUUGUUCCACACAAGAUAUUUUGGGAUUUUGUGUGCACUUCCAUGUAACUACAUGUAUUUUUAUACCAUAGUUUUUGUUUCUGAUUAUUCAAUUCCUUUUACGCUCUCAUUCCUUUAUAGUUGUAUCUUAUUUGAGACAGAGGAAGAGAUAGGGUGAAUAGUAGAGAGAGAGAGAGAGGGGGGGGGGGAUGCAGAAACAAAGCGCCAUUCAUGAUGAAUUUUAUUACAUUUGUGUUUUAACUUUGCACAUACAUUGCAAGAUUUUGGGAAUUUAACACGUUUAUUUUCUGUAAGUUUGUAAAUCCUUGUAUUCACACAGUGUUUUGAGUGAUAUAUUGUAAAGAUAGAUCUUAUGCAUGCUCCUUGGGGAAAAGAAGUUAUACAUGCAUGUCACUUAUCUUAUCUUGGCAUUACCAUAAUUCUUAUAUUGGUUGAUGUUGCUGAUAUAUGAAACAGAAUCUGAUGGAUAUCAUUGAUAACAGUUACUGUUUGUCUUCUUUUUUACAUCAGGAUAACAGAUCUUAGUAGUACAGCGAAAGACAAUUCACUGUAAUUUGUUAUAUUGUCAUAUAUUACACGAUUAUGAUUUUCAAUGGCACAUGUUUGUACACUACAAUUUUAUGUCUUUAGAGGUCACAUAUCCAGUAUGUUUCGUGAAUAGUCAAUAUUGGAUUAUGAUUAUAAUGUCAGUUUGUUUGCAACAUUUACCCCAUAUAUAGUGUUACCUUACGAUCAACUGUCAAUAUCUACUGCAUUCACUAUACAUAGCAGUGUCUUGCUUUCUGUAACAAAGAGGUAUAUAGGGCUGUUAGGGAUUAUCCAUAAUGUACAUUGUUUUUUAGUUUUAUUGUUAUUGUGUUUACCUGAACUUAUAUCUCAAUUGCUAUGUAGGGGGCCUUUCAUAUAAUCAGUAGGUAUCUUGUUUAUGUACCUGUUUUAUAUAUGUAUUCCAUUUCUGUUAAAUAUAUAUACAUGUUAAAAUGCCCUUUUCAGAGAUUUCUACAAUGCUGCUCUUUUCAGUAUGUGCUUUUAUUUUAGUAUAUCAAAUUUAAUUGGAUAUGCUGUUUUUAAAAUCUAUUUCUUUUAAAAUGUGUUUGAAGAUGAUAGGUGAUUACCAUAUUGCAUUGCGGUUCUUUUUUAGAUCGCCAAGGAAAUAGCAUGAUGUUAAGUUUGUGCAGAAUGUCAUUUACAUGCAUGUAGAUAGGUCAAUGCAAUUUAGCUUUGACUUUGGUUUGAUAAGCUUUGUUUAGUGCUUUGAACAUGAUUUUAACAAUGAA